Andrographis paniculata is the source of this 3466-nucleotide messenger RNA. RefSeq lists its product as uncharacterized. Bases 702 to 3182 code for a protein of 826 amino acids. Lineage: Eukaryota; Viridiplantae; Streptophyta; Magnoliopsida; Lamiales; Acanthaceae. The transcript is spliced from 16 exons. The record is from RefSeq and is a predicted model, not a curated record.
CACCCAUCUAUCAUUUUCGCCCUUAUCUGUGGUUUCGCAUUCACCGCCUUCUCGUUCCUUCCAAAUAUCCAAAACGACUUUUGUUCGCUCUAACUUACAACACAAGAAAUGCUCUCAAUGUGAACCAAAACAAUCAAAUUUGGAGUGGAGGCAGAGCAGUUUGUACCGCCAACUCGACAUUUACGUCCUGUUUGAGGCCAAUUUCUGAGAAAAUUGAUUAUCACUACACUAAACCCUAGGUGUUCUCCUUUUUAUUCCUUGUUUUAUCCCCAGUUUAGAUCUGUUGUUGUGGGGGUGUUGCUGUACGGUAAUUUUGAAGAAAGUGUGUUCAGUAUGUAUGUGUUAGAUCUGUAGGAUUUUUUAUUUUAUUUUUUGAUGGAAGAGGGGAAGGGAAAGUGGUGUUUGGUUUUCAGUGGAUUGGUGAGGUAGGUUGGAUUAGUUAUUGUGCGGUUGAAUUCGGUUUACGAAUUGAAAUUGGAGUCUUGGAAAGAGGCCUGGGAGUUAGUUAUCGCAUGCUAACCUUUGAUUCAGAAAUUCUGCCGAUUCUUGUGUAAAGCUGGAUGUACAUCUUACUUUCUUCGACGCGGUAGUGUUGAUUUUGUUUUUGAGAAGCUGCUGCUGGUGGAUUUGGUGAUUGCGAGAGUAACGUGUAGCUUGGUUGGAUUUUUUCGCAUAGUCUGAAGAAAAUUGGCAGCGGAUUGAUGACUGAUUUGAUGUCUGGCCUGCAUUUUACAGAAGGUAUAGAGCCAUGUGCGAAGGAGAUAGCUACAGAAUCGUGUAAUGAUGAUGAAGUAGGGUGUUGUGUUGCUGCUGUUGUUGGGGAAGGGGCAAAUCACGCGGAACUAGAUAUGGAGUGUUUCACUGACAAGCGUAUGGUAGAAAUAUUGACACCUACUGAACUGCAUCCUUCUCUUGAAAGUCAUGCGAAAGAUGUUGUGAUGGUUACUGAACAGGAACUUUCCCCAGAAGUUCAACUGAAUGAUGUCCGUGGGGAUUGUGUUGGGUCACAACCUCAACCUCAUGCGCAGGCAGUGAUCAAUACUGCAGAGCAAGAGCCCUCUGCUGAGAGCCUCAAAACUGAAGCAUUUGAAACCGACAUCGUUAAGAAUGUUAGUGAAAUGGUAAUGGAAACCUGUACUGGUAAUGAUCCCUCAGAACCUUGUGAUGGUAAUCUAGUGAUAUAUCAUAGUAGCAGUAAUGCAAUAAAUGAGUUUGGCACAGAGCCAUGUCCGGCUGGUGACGUGAAGGAGUCCUCUAAUGGUGAUGUGUGCUCUGAAGUUUUAAAUCCAAAUAAGUCCCCAAAUCAUGUGCUCGACAAAGUUAAUGUUCGCUGCGGAGAGGUUACAUCUCCUUGCUGUGGAACUUCGUUUUCUGAAGGGAGUUCCGGAAAGGAAGAGCAUGGUGAUGUCAAAUUGGAAUCGGUUCCCACAUCCUGUGUGGUGCUUGAAAUUCCAAAGCAUAUAAGGCCUACUGGUAUUAGGAAAUUAACUUUUAAGUUCAGAAAACGGAAGGAGGAUUUUGACAGUGAUGUAUCUGCUGCCUUGAAGACCUUGUACAAGAAUGGAUUUGAGAAAGGAUCUUUGGCUCAUAAGAAUGCGAAGAUGGAUUUAAACAUGGCUUGUAUUCCUAACAGGGAGCUGAUGAUGUCGAAGAAAAUAAUACCGGAUAACUACCCUGCUAAAAAGCUUCUUCAUGUACCUUCCCUCAACCAACAAAGCAAUGUAGAGGUGUCAGCAGAGCUGAAGCGUCCCAUCAAGAAGCUAAGGCACAGUGUAUCUAGCUCAUUGUGGGAUCAAAAGAAGACCUCAGAAGGCGGUACAAAGAAAAGGGACAAUGAUUUGCAUAAAUUGCUUUUUAUGCCAAAUGGGCUGCCUGAUGGAACUAGUUUGGCUUAUUACUCUAAGGGAAAGAGGAUUCUUGGUGGCUACAAGCAAGGGAAUGGCAUAGUCUGUAGUUGUUGUAAUACAGAGAUAAGUCCUUCGCAAUUUGAGGCUCAUGCUGGAUGGGCUGUGAAACGUCAACCCUAUCGCCAUAUUCAUACAUCUAGUGGAUUGACACUUCACGAUGUAGCCUUGAUGUUGGCAAAAGGCCGCAAUCUUACCUCAUGCGGCAAUGAUGAUGUAUGCUCUAUAUGUGGAGAUGAAGGUGACCUGAAAACAUGCAAUGGAUGCUCACGAGCAUUUCAUGCAGCUUGCGUCGAUCCGCUAUGUCUUCCCACGGAUGAUUUGCACUGUCCAUCCUGUGGCGACAAAAUUAGUCCUUGUAGAAGAGCAUCUGGAGAGUCGAGACCUAUUAUCCUUAGGUUAAGAAGAGUCGUUAAAGCACCAGAAUUUGAAUCUGGUGGUUGUGUCAUCUGCAGGUCACAAGACUUCAGUGCAGUUAAAUUUGAUGAUCGAACUGUGAUUAUAUGUGAUCAAUGUGAGAAGGAAUAUCAUGUCGGUUGUCUGCGUGAGACUGGAAUGUCUGAUCUGAAAGAACUUCCUGAGGAUAAAUGGUUUUGUUGUGAUAGCUGCUAUAAAAUUUCUGAAACACUUCAGAAUAUGGCCUGUAGUGUGCCCGAGUCAAUUCCUGCUGCAGUGUCAGCUGCAUUAUAUAAGAAGCAAACAAUGAUAGCUCCUGAGCAUUUUCCCGAUGGUCUUAAGAAUGAGAUUCGGUGGUGCAUUUUGAGCGGGAAGGAAUGUGCUCCCGAACAUUCAUUUCUACUCUCGCGAGCUGCAGCAAUUUUCCGUGAGUGCUUUGAUCCUAUUGUUGCCAAAUCUGGUCGAGAUCUCAUCCCAAUUAUGGUGCAUGGAAAGAACAUAUCUGGUCAAGACUUCAGCGGAAUGUACUGUGCAGUUUUAAUUGUUAAGUCUGUUGUUGUAUCAGCUGCUCUUCUCAGAAUAUUUGGACAAGAAGUUGCUGAACUUCCUCUAGUGGCAACUAAUAGAGAAAAUCAAGGAAAAGGCUAUUUUCAAGCACUGUUUUCCUGCAUUGAGAGGCUUCUGUCUAGCAUGAGUAUUAAACACCUGGUACUCCCUGCAGCCGAGGAAGCCGAACCCAUGUGGACAAAUAAGCUCGGCUUCAGGAAGACAAGCCACGAGCAAAUGCUCAAGUAUAGAUACUUCCAGAUAACCAUAUUUAAAGGGACAUCAUUGCUGGAAAAGGAUGUACAACAAGCUACAAAGACGACGACGGCAGAUUGAAAAAACUUAAAGUGAAGCAGAUGCAGAUUCAUGAGCAAUCAUCAGGACAUAGUUUGAUGCACAGUUUGAUUCUCUCAAUGGUAAUGCAUAAUCUUGAGCUCAUCUGCCUGUACUAACUCAAUUUGUCCUGUUUUUGAAAAUAAAGAGACUUGUAAUAGUGCAAUUGCAAUGGAGUCCUACUCCUGCCUAAUGUCAUAUCAACUUAUCAAUUGCGCUUGCUGUUGCUGUUCUACUUUGUACUCUCUGUUUUUUCCCUUAGUUUUGGUUUGAUAAAAUUUGAUUUA